CGGCAACGCGCGGUCCGGAGAGGAGGGGGAAGCCGGUGGCCGCGGUGGCGGAACGGGCGGACGCUGCCGGUUUCGUAACCGUCGCUCCUCCUCGCUGACUCGCGGGCUGCGAGGCCUGGGUCGGGUCGGGCCGCGCCGCGCGGGGCCGCUCGGAGUGGAGGCCGCCUGGGGGCGGGCGGGCCGGAGGCUCAGGUACAUGUGAAGAGUUUUUGGCAUUUUAGCGUGGAGUCUGUUGAUCACAUCGCUCUGAAUUCUACCUGUUCUGUGUUGGCAAAGGAAAGUGGCCAAAUGAGCAAGAUAGCGCAGCCAGCCAGCACGCCAGGAGUGAACGGGAUAAGUGUUAUUCAUACUCAGGCACAUGCCAGCGGCUUGCAGCAGGUUCCCCAGCUGGUGCCCGCCGGCGCUGGGGGCGGAGGCAAAGCUGUGCCUCCAAGCAAGCAAAGCAAAAAGAGCUCACCCAUGGAUCGAAACAGUGAUGAAUAUCGCCAGCGUAGAGAGAGGAACAACAUGGCUGUGAAGAAGAGCCGGUUAAAAAGCAAGCAGAAAGCCCAAGAUACACUGCAAAGAGUGAACCAGCUCAAAGAAGAGAACGAGCGCUUGGAGGCAAAAAUUAAGCUGCUGACCAAGGAGUUAAGUGUACUCAAAGAUUUGUUUCUUGAGCACGCACACAACCUUGCAGACAACGUGCAGCCCAUUAGCACUGAAAACAUGACCACAAAUUCUGAUAACACGGGACAGUAGACCCCAGCCCUUCCAGACUUACAGCCUGUGGCCUGAAUGUUAAAGGUGUGACCACCUGACACCACUCGGAUCAGUGGCCGAACGUUUUUUGUUCCACUACUCAAAGAUCCAUUGGAGGCUAUUUUCUAGGAUCAGCACUGAAGAGUUGAUUAGCCAUGUAAUUUAACUAUCUGGUCUGAAAUGCUAACAGAUUUUUGUAGUGAUUAAAAAAAAUGUAAGGUAUAUGGUGAAAAUUCCUGGACCUUGAUAUUCUUAAUAAAUCCCGGCUUCCCCAGAAAUGUUUCUUUUUUAGGUUGACGGAAGGAAUUAAACUGGCAGGUCAUAGAAGGUUCUGGGUUUUAAUGAGGUAACUAAUUGGAUUAAGAAAACUGAAUUCUAAAAGACAAACUGAAUUCUAUCUAUGUUCAUCCAUUUGUGAUUUUUCUUCUAAAUUGUGUGGUAUAAACUUUAGGACUACAGAAACCAGUCAUAAUUUGGCACUGUUGUAUAGAUAGCAUAAACUUGUGUUAGCCACAAUUAGUAUUUUUCCCAGCAACAUUUUGAAUACUGAUGUCAGGUAAAGAACCACAUUCACAUCUCAGAGGUAGUAUGCAGGCUAACUAGUUAAAAAUAGAAAUUGCAUUUAGGAAGCAAAGAGAGGUUUUGUUUUGUUUUGUUUUAAAAGGCAUAGAGGUGCUUUUGGGAUCCUUUGGCUUUUUGGAUUAGCAUUAUGUUGUGUCCUAAAAACAGUAUCUCGCUGUGUACCAACUUUGUAGUUUCCUUAGAUGCUAGUAAAGUAAGCAUUUGUUUUGGGGAGAUACUAUUUUGAUAGCCAAAUUAGUAAAUAAAAUGUCUUAAUGGUUUGAUGAUACAAGCUACUGAUUAGAAUUUGGGAGACUAAUUCAUUUGGUUUCUUCUGUAUUCAGAAUAACUGCCAGUGGAGCCAUGGGUUUUAAAGGCAAAGUUUGUGUGUGUGAAGGCACAUUUUGGUAUUUGAUCUCAACCAAAUGAUUAUUAGAAAUAUAUUAACUCCAUGCCAUCUGCUAAAAGAAUAGUCUAGGAAAACUUGAAAGUAUGAGGUUUUAAUUUAUUUCAUUGAAAUCUUUUUUUUUUUUUAGUUAGUAAGAUGUUCUUCCAGACUUUAUGUAUCACUGCUUCUGUUUAUACGUUUGUAUGCUUUUAUGUUCUGUAUAAAUUAUUUUAGAAAGAAAAUGCUGAUAAACUCAGGAUAUUGACUUUCUUUUUGAGACUAAACUGGCAGUCACUACAUAGGCCCUUUAGUCUGCCUUUAUAUCACUGUUGGUAGUCUGUAGAUUGUCUUUGUUAGCUUUUUGUUUUUGCACAAUUCUAGCUCAAAUUCGUUGGUUUCUGAGAUGGUAAUGGUGACUACACAGGAGCUGUACGUGAUUAAAGUUUGUGUUCCCAGGUACCUCAUUUGAACAUGGUAAUUUCUGGCCCCUUUGUUGCUGUCUGCUCAGACUUGGGUUAAUGUAACCCAAAUGUAACUGAGCUUGCUCCCUGGGUGUGUGGGAAGAAUGUGGACUUCUCUCUUCUGGGCAAAGAUACUAGUGCUCAGCAACUCAGCAAAGCCAUUUAGGGCACAAGAGCCUGGUGUUGCAUGAGACACUGUUCUAAGGAACCAAGAAACAGACUGGAGGCUUUUAAAAGUUAGGGCUCAGUACCAGUUUGCUUCUGGCGGACUAGCCCUCUACACUGUAAAAUCGAUAGAUGCUUUAGAUAACAAGGAUACAUGCACACAACCCUAAUCUACCAGCUGGUUGAUAUUAUAGAAACUUAAUUGGAGAUGUAGUUAGGUUGCACUGAACCUUUAAAUACCUGUCACAGGUGUUUCAGACAUUUGAAUUUCUUUUUACCAAAAAAUAGCUUUUCUAAGUGGGUGUUCUCAGAAUUUUUAGUCACCAGUGAUAUGACUUAGCUCUAUCUUAAAAGCUGGAGGAAAGUCAGCACUCAAUAUUUCAAAUCAAAACAUAAAAAUCAGCUCAUACUUUCCUGUUAGUGUUUGUAAAUCAAAUUGUUAGCACCAGCAAACAGUUCUGAUAGAACAAAAUGUAAACCAUUUUAUCUUACCCAAAAAAAGUUUUUAGUUUGAUAGAUUAAUCAGUAUAGAACUGAGGGGAACUACGUGUGGGGAGUAAGUUUAGAGCUUUGGGAAUUGUAAAUGGCUUGUGUAAGUUUUGUGGACAGUCUGGUGGUUUAGGGGUUAAGUUGCAGUGGGGUCUCCAGCUGCAGCAGAGUCUCCUGGGAUGGGAGCUUUCUGACUAGUUUUGGCUGCGGAUGUUUGAGAUCAGAGCAGCCCUUUCUGUGCCUGGCCCCUUUUCACAGAAACUGGAAUUCUUAACAAGGAGUAGUAAGAUUUUACGAAUAUAACCAGAUUUGUGAAGUUCAGGUCUCGAUUACAUUCAUUUUAUGCAGUUUUCAAUUUUAAGAAGUAGCAAUAUGUAGUUUGUAAGGAAGGAGACUCGCUGUUUCUUAACCCCACUAGAGGGCUGACUCUACCUGAACAACUCAUUCAGCACUUAGAGUGCGUUUGAUGCCUUAGAAAUAGAAAAGUUUUUGUUUGACAAGCUAGGAAAGAUUCCAUUCUACAGCUAAUUCGAUGCCUCAGGAAAAAGUGCUAACUUGUUCUCUUUGUUCCUGACUUUCAGUUUGUGAGAUUACUCUAUUUUUAAAAAAUAUUUUAUUUCUUUCAACGAAUUUAAAAUAAAAAAAAGAACACGUUUGGAACAGUG
Nannospalax galili (Upper Galilee mountains blind mole rat) is the source of this 3470-nucleotide messenger RNA. RefSeq names its product CCAAT enhancer binding protein gamma (gene Cebpg). Bases 289 to 741 code for a protein of 150 amino acids. The transcript is spliced from 2 exons. NCBI's taxonomy places the organism in Eukaryota, Metazoa, Chordata, Mammalia, Rodentia, Spalacidae. The record is from RefSeq and is a predicted model, not a curated record. Gene Ontology annotation, biological process: regulation of transcription by RNA polymerase II; DNA-templated transcription. Gene Ontology annotation, molecular function: RNA polymerase II cis-regulatory region sequence-specific DNA binding; DNA-binding transcription factor activity, RNA polymerase II-specific.